AUGGAAAAGUGCAUAUUCGGCGCAUAUUCGGCUGAUUCCGGAUGUCGAAAACGGAGCUUGUACAAUGGCACGAAAGGGUUCACUAACCCUGGCGUUACGACAGGAGUGGAUACGUUUCGACCGUACAACUCUGAGCGAUUCAGGCAGAAGCCACUUCUCUCUUACGCACUGACAGUGAGUCUCCUCAGACUCAUUUCAUAUGGUCUCAUCAUGCUGACAGUGAAACGCAAUCGCACAAGACACAAGCAGCAAUCAAGCAAGAUGCAAUCUUUCGACCUCACCACCGCUCGCCUCGCUGUCGUCACAGUCGAUCCCAAGGUUCAAAAGGGUCGAACAUGUGGACCUGGAUCUCUGCCUCGUUCGCGCCAGACCAAGAUGGCCAGUGCUCCGAAGGCCGUCGCAGCGCCGCCCUUGACGAGGGCUGCGCGCACCCUCUCGCUUUCGGCCAUUCCUCUUCCUGUCAGGAAGGAAGAUCUCGCGAACCGCCUCGGAACGCCCACGAACAAGGUUAAGUCUGGUUCCGUCGGGGUCAAUAAAGCAGCCGAAGGUCCUAUGCCAGCCUCAACGGUCGACGACAUGCUAUCCAAGUCUCUUGCUCACACCUUACCGCCGUCCAUACCGCUUCCGCCUGUGCCGAAGAGCCUGUCUCCCAUUGCCGCGAAUGCAAAGCUGUUCAUCGCCGCAGCCUAUAAGUCACAGCAGACCCGUGCCAUUGCCAAGAUCGCUCGUGGAACACGUCAGCGUCGUGCCUUCACUGCCAACAAGGAGAAUGUACCGUCCUUCGCGCGUCCAACCAGGAGUUCCGUCACUCGUGCCCCCAGCAAUGUCGAUUUGACGGCUCAGGCCGAGUCCCCCAAGCCCGCCGUUAGCCGUCCGCUCUUCGGAGACGCGCGCAGCCGCUCUAUUGCUCCCAGCGUGACUUACGGACGUGGGAUCACGCAUCCGGCACAGGCGCAGAAUGUCACUGCCCGGGCUACUCAUUUCAACCCUGUCGAUUCCGAUGCACCUGUUCGCAAGAUGGCGAAGACACCCAAGGAAACGGCUGUAAGCACGAAGAAUUCAGAUAUUAGUAUCAAGACCAUCCAGCACAUCGUUCCAGCGUUCAAGGUUGAGCUCACCUCCGGCGGCAACACUCAGUCUACCGUUGCUGAUAUGGAUUUAACACCGAUCCUGAACGGCACGCAGUUCCCCACGGCACCCGAAUGGAUGUACGCCGCCUCAUUGUCUCGUUUCCCAGCCCCAAAACCCGCUUCAACAAAGGGCGCAACGGCUGAUAGGCAGAUGCAGGCGGACCAUGCGAUCCGCCCGGCGGCUAUGCAGCCAGGAUGGGAAAAGACGUUGCGCGCGGGGCCGUCGAGAAGAUUCUCACCAACAUCGUUGGAUGUGCAGGAAGACAAGGAGCGCUCGCGCCUGCAGGAGGUUCCCCAGUCUUCAUCUGUCAAGGCUACCGUCACUUCGCCCAAGGCAUGCCCGUUCCCCUCCCCUGCCUCCGUUCUCCCUAGCGCAGAGCCCACGCGUGCUAUCAGUGCUUGCUCUCGUGAUGCUACCCCGAUCGUUCCACACUCACCCACAGCUGCCUGGUGGAAGCGUGGCUUGGUCUCAUGCUCUCCAGCCCUCGUUGACGCGAAGGACUCUAGUGCCGCGCCUCUCUCCUGCGGCAACAAGAUAUCUGUCCAGAAUGGUGCCUCUAGCAAACAUGUAGGUCUCAGUUUGAAAGAAGUCCCGACUCCGUGCGAUGCUCCCAUGAAGAUCGUCGAGUUCUUCACCCUGUCCGGCGACGCUUCCGCGGAUUCGGUCAGUGAGGCGGGCCAGCAGCUCGCAGUCCUUGUGGUACAAGUAGGGGGAGAAAGCGGUAGGAUGAUCACUUUGACCUCCUCAGAGGACAAGAUCUUCCACGAGCUGGAGGAUUUGCGAGUCCGCCUCACCACCCAUACUUUUGAACCGGCCAGCAUUCAAGCGGUUAACGCUGACGAGAACAAAAUCACCCGUACGCUGCCGGACAUUCUGAAGACCGAGCCAACGCCCACGUACUCGAAUGCAGAGGAGGCCGAGAAGAGCGAGGACCGCAGCCGUGAAACCGCGCACGUUAAGGCGAUCUCGAAUGUCAAGUACUGCCAAGACACGUCUUCCCAGACCGUGGUUGACAACGACUUCGAAGAUGCGGUCCUCAAGACUACGGCUGCUCGCCAUGUCCUGAGGAAUUGCGACAUCAAGGCCGCAGCAUCAUCCCUUCACUCAGGCGAGACAGCCGAUAUCGAGCACGUCGUGGCGCCUGCCCGCAGGUUUGUCGGCCCUUCGUAUUCGCUUAAUACGAGCAGCAAAGCAGUUCAUUCACCAAUGUUCACCACAUCCGCCAUUGCGGUACACCAGACUCAUGCACUUGAACAGACAAACGACCUCAAUCGACCCAAGAAGCGUCCGCGAUACAAGGCUCUCUACCCCUGGGCCCACUCACUCACCGCGGAUCUUUGGCUCACAGACAUCUUCUCCCUCAAGCAGCAAUUCCAACAGCGUCCGCUAUUUCGACGCUGCCUCAGUGUCUACGUCGUCGGGCGUGACUCCCCCAUCGACACCCACUUCUUCCGGAGCAUUCAGGACACCAAGCGACUCCUCUUUCAACGACUCGAGCUAUGCGUCGAGCGAAUACUCGGUUUCAUCGUCGGUGCCAUCCCCUUCCACAGCGACUUCUAG
Molecule: messenger RNA, 2691 nt
Organism: Postia placenta MAD-698-R-SB12
Lineage: Eukaryota; Fungi; Basidiomycota; Agaricomycetes; Polyporales; Adustoporiaceae
Exons: 10
Coding region: 1-2691 (896 amino acids)
Source: RefSeq, a predicted model, not a curated record